AGUUUGUAGAUUCCUAUGACAGUUUUCUGGAAAGUUCUUGCUUAAAACCGUGGGUUUCCUUUUAGAGUUUAGACUUCAGUUUCCAAAGUCCAAACCCCGCUGGGGUCAUUUGCUUCGUUUUCCUUUAACAGAUAUAGAUUACAAGACUAUAAUAACUUAAGCCCCCUUUGGCAUUGAAGGAGAUGGGGUUUUGGACCUUGUUGGAAGGUUUUCUUCUCUUUGCAAAUGCAUUGGCAAUACUAAAUGAAGAUAGGUUCCUUGCUAGAAGAGGAUGGACAUUGGCAGAAAUGACAGGCCCUCAGAGGAAUUCCCUUAAAGGACAAGUCUUGGGACUCAUAUAUGCAUGUCAAUUUUUAAGACUCCCCCUUAUAGUUUUGAAUGUCAUAAUUAUUAUAGUGAAGCUCUUCUCUGGAUGAGAAUUUUGAAUAUGUAUCACUCUGUUCUCUUCCUUCUUCAUGUUGUGUUUCAUGUGUAAAUUUGAGCCUUGUGCUUCUCCCCUGAUAGUUUAACUAUUAUAUGAAGUUCAAUUCUGAGGUCCACUCAGUAGAAUUUUUCAUCA
Molecule: messenger RNA, 559 nt
Organism: Arachis duranensis
Lineage: Eukaryota; Viridiplantae; Streptophyta; Magnoliopsida; Fabales; Fabaceae
Product: protein transport protein yos1
Exons: 2
Coding region: 183-416 (77 amino acids)
Biological process (GO): endoplasmic reticulum to Golgi vesicle-mediated transport
Cellular component (GO): COPII-coated ER to Golgi transport vesicle; Golgi membrane; endoplasmic reticulum membrane
Source: RefSeq, a predicted model, not a curated record